AUGGAGUCACCGUCUGUGCUUCUUCGCGCCAAUGCCGAGAGUCCAGAAGGCCUCUCUGUGCAGAGACAGCGCGAGACGGAGGAAGACGAGCAAGGCGGACGAGUGGAGGAAGAGGCAAAGACUGCCUCGGCCGUGAGGGGACACGAAGAGCCCUCGACGGACGAAGGCGCGAACGACGCGCUUUUGUCGCAGAUCCUCUCCAAUUUCCACAUCUCCGAGAACUUCUUCCUCUUUGGCGGCGGCCCGUUCGGGAGCGCCGCGUCCAGUCUUCAGGUUCUCGCUGCGCCGGCCGAGGACGAAGAGCGAGAAGAACAGAGGGAGAGAGAAGAUCAAAGAGAAGACGAACUGACAGAGUGUUUGCCGGGAGACGACCGCUGGUCUGGAGCCCCAUGUUUCCCUGCAAGACCAGGCCGUUGUACCAGCCUGGCUUCUCGCCUUCCGACCAAAAGGACCUGCUUCCGCCUCGGCGUCCAGCUGGACCAGACGUUCCCCUGGCUAGCAGAUCUGCCUGACGUCGCCGUGCGCAGCCUCUCGUGCGCGGCCAACCACAUUGCUCUUUUGACGGAAGAAGGCCAAAUCUUCAUCUACAAGAUCCGGCAGUAUUCUUGGCAAGGCGAAGGUUUCGACACGUGGUUGCCUCUUGCCUCGGUUGACUGCCAUUUCGUGCAUGUGGAUAUCAAGUCUCUCGACUUCGGAGACGCUCCCCUCGACGUUCUCUGCGACCCCGCGUUCGAGCCGCGGCCUUUUGUCUCCACCCCCGCGUCUUCCUGCGGUGCCUCCGGAGGGCCUUCGCCGUCUCCGGCCAGGGAGGCUGUGGCCCAAGGCAGCGAACCCAGCGCGCCGAGCUGCGGGCGAGGAGACGCAACUGUCCAGUCCGAAGGCGUUGCCGAGAACGGACAGACAGAGAAUACAGAGGCGCCGCCUCGAGACACCGGCGGAAGCGAAGCCAAACACCGUUCAGCGUGGCAGGGCGUCACAGUGUGUCGAUGCGUAUCCAGGGAAGAAGACCCCACCAGCCUUUUCGCCCUAGCUGCUCUAGAUCGGGAGGGAAACCUCUGGCUGGGCAGCAAUGCACAUUGCUGCUGUGCAGAAAGAAAAACCUUUUCCGUCUCGUCUUCUCUCUCUUGUUCUCUUUCUUCGCUUGCCUCCGUCUCGGGUUCGGCUUCUGACGGGGCUGAUCCGCAUGCGCGGUCGGCGAGAGCAGAGAACGGCUCGGUGGAGGCGGAUGCGUGCGGGAGUGCGCCUUCUUGCUCAGAGGAUAGCAAAGUGGUGGAGGGGAGACUUGCAGACGAAUCGAACAGAGCCGAGUUGUCUGAUGGAGAAGUCCGCCGCAGGUUCGACUGCGCGGGGCACUUGACGUGCACGUGUGGAGGACCGCGACGCGGCAAAGCGCAGAGCGAGGCUGGCGAGAGCGGAGACUCCUGCGGGAAAAACCAAGACGGCGACGACGAGGGCCCACCGGGGAAAGAGCGAGUCGCGAAGCUAGCGGAUUUCCGCUUCCAACACUGUCCCAUGCGGAUGGAAUCUCUGCGCCUUCCGGUUUCCCAGGGUGUCCAUGGAGGCAUGGAGGAACGUGGGGCAUGUCUCUUUUUUUCUCUCGCUGAGCUGGCUCCAGUCCCGCCCUCGCCGGGUCCCGACCCUUCUUUUCGGCCCGCGUCUCAAGGCGGCGGCUCCAGCGUGGCCGCAAAUCGCGACAAGGCUCUUAACGGCGCCUCGAAGCGCGACGCCUCGGAGAGAAGAGAAGGCUCCGCCAUGCCAGCUUCCUCUUCCUCGCCCCCGUUCUCGUGCUUCGCCUUCUUCCCGCCUCUCCGAUACGCCGUCCUGUGUCAAUCGCGACUCUACCACAAGCGCUACGGCCUCAUCAUCCGCGGAAAGACCUUGAGUUGUCGGGCGUCUCCCCUUCCUCAUGUCCCCGCCAAGGUCGUCUGUGGGAGCGAGGCAGACUGCGGGCUGAUGCUCUUCACCAACGGCGUCGCGUACCAGUGGCAAGCGACUGUCUCCGACACCGGAAAGGUGGUUCCCGGACUGCGAAAGGUUGAAGGUUCCCUCAAAGACAAACGCGUCGUGGACAUUUUCGGCGGGCAACAUGGCCCCUCGGAGCACCUCUCGAGCUCACUGUCUUCUUCCACUGCGGGCGGAGGGCGCGUCGCUGGAAGUUUCGACUUCUUUCUCUUGGACGCCUCGUCCGUUCUCCAUGAGUACAAUUUCAGUCUCGGACAAACACCAGCAAACGCGGGAACUUCGGCAGGAACUCCCUCCUCACCUUCUUCUGGCGGGGUUGGCGCGGCGGCGUCGCCUCCGCCCUCGUCGGCCGCUGCAGGGUUGUCGAGUUUCCGCAGGCCGCGCAUCCCGCAGCCCAUCGAAUGUACGCCUUUCUGCUUCGACCUGCUGUACAGCCACCCCGCGAGCGACCGGCGAGUCCCUUACCGCGUUGAGAAUUUCCCGCGGCUGCUCUCGGCGCUUCCCAAGUCGUAUUUACUCUUCAUUUUGAGUCUUCCCUCGGUCCCCCAUGAACUCGCCAGAGACAAAUACAGCUUCGUGUCUCCUUGCCACACGAUCGCGCCCCUUCCCUCGCCACCGUCUUCGUCUCCCCAGCCUGCGUCCUCUUCUUCCUCCGCUGCAUCUGUGGGCUCCUCUAGCGCUCCUAGCCAGCCCGCGACCUCCACAUCCAACACUUCCUCUAAUGCACCUAGAGCGCUCAAACCACACAGACUUCUCCCGCCUUCUUCCUCUUCUUCUUCCUCUUCUUCUUCCUCUUCUUCCUCUUCUUCUUCCUCUUCUUCUUCCUCUUCUUCCUCUUCUUCUUCCUCUUCUUCUUCCUCUUCUUCCUCCUCUUCUUGUGCCUUUCUGGCAAGAUGUGUGGAGCACUUUCUCCGCCUGAGGGAGUCUGAGAUCUCCCUGCUUUAUCGCUCUCCGCGAGUCUCUGUGGCUUCGCUCCAAACUGCACGGCGAAAGCGAGACGCGAAACACAUCGGAACCGCUUCGCCUUUUGCUGCUGACCCCCUCGUCCCCCGCUCCGCUGCGUGUCCCACUUCCGCUGGUUCGUCUGGCGUUUCGUCUCGCGGCUCUGCGCUGUCUCCUGGCGGCUCGCCUGUCUCUCCGUCUCCGUCGUCCCCGCUGUCUCCUUCCGCGCCUCUGAGAGAGGAUCGCGCGACCUCGGUGCAGGCCGUGGGAGAUUUCCUUCUGCUGCUCCGCGAGAGCGGCCACGUGGAGGCGAUUCAGAAGUCGCUUUUCGGCUUGAAAGUGUGGCGGCGAGGCGCCGGCGGACAACCGCUCGAACUUGGCGGACGACGCAGAGAGUCUCUCCACUCGGUCUCCAAGUGGCACAUCCAAGAGCUGCUUCGCCUCCACGGGAAGCUCCGCUUGGGCGUGUACGUCCCGUCGUCUCUCUUGGCCGUCGCUGUGCAGUUGUCUUCUCUCCCUUCUGGUCUUUCUCGCCAAGCUUCCUUUUCCCCGGAUUCCCUGGACUUUUCGGCCACGGACUGUUCGGCCCUGGCUAGGGAAAUCGAAACAGCGAUGAGCGGGGAGGUUCCGGCGUCCUCUCUGUCUCGCGAUCCUUCCUCGCUCGCGGUGUAUCUUCACAUGUUGCGCCUGGCGUCGUCUUCGCCUUUCCGUCUCUUUUCUGGCGGGAACUACGUGAUUUUGUCGCGUUAUCGCGUGCAAAGAAGCGGUGCCCUGACAGCCUUUCUCGGGGACGGAGAAACGGAGAGUUUGAUCUCGUCCUCGUUUGCCCAAAGGCUCGCGAAGGCCCGACACGCACGAGAGGCACGUAGGGAGAGAGAGCCCCGCCUCUCGCCUCCAAUGAAGCUCGAUCCUUCGCCUUCUGGUCUUGCAGGAGAUUCUGUUUCCGAGGCUGUGAACACCGAAGAAAAGCGAACUGGACCGACGUCCGAUGCGUCCCGUUGCCUUUCUUUUUCCUCUCCAUCUUCGUUGGAUGUGGCUCUUUUGCGGGGAGCAAAGACGCCCCGGUACGACUGUUUCUCAUGGCUUUCCUCGGCGCUCGGUGCGUCGCUCUGCUUCAGUAGCACGGCAGGAAAAAAACGUGGGGCAGAGGGAGGCCCUCACCAGGACGGAGAUGCGCUGCCGGAACCCCUCCGGCUUCUCGCUAGAGACCUUUGGAGACAUGCAUGCGCGGCCGCGGAAGAGAAUCCUCGUCUGUUUCUGCGUCUGGCGGAUCUCCAGCACGUCCUUCUUUCCCGCGGUCACGCUUUGCUGCUUCGGCUCCUCAAACAGAGUCACGCAAGACAAGAGACGGGCACGCCCGCGCCGGCAGGGAGCAGCCGCGACGAGAACGCCCACGGAGACAGGGCAGAAGGGUGGCAAGACGAGCCGGCGAAAGAGGCAGAAGGGGAGGUCGUGCGCGCGUUUGUUUCGAAUCUCAUGGCCCACUUUUCCCUCGUCUACUCAACGCUCGGCCAGAAAGAAGAGUCUUCGCCCCGGGCUGCGGUCGAGCGCAGCAACGGAGGUCGUGCAGAGUGGACGAAGCGGCGAGGCGCGUGCAGAUCGCUUGGCAGGAAGGAGCGACGGCGAGGAAGCAGCGGAGAUGGAGACGGGGAACGAGAAGAGAAGAAACGGCGCGUCGCUGUGGGGUGUGCAUCUCUCGCUCGCGGCAGACCUGGGUGGCGGAGACAGCUGACAGACAGGCGAGAGAGCGAAGACGCGGAGCCGCGUUUUUCCGGGCGCAGAAGAGGCAACGCGGCCGAAACCAGCAGGCAGAGAACGGCUGGGCGGCGAGGCGCAGAGAGAGAAGAACGGAUCAGAGCGCGGGAGAGAGAACGAGGAAGAAACACCCUCCUCGAACAGGCUCGAAGAAGGCGACUUCUCCGCCUGAAGCUCGAGCAGCGUCGGCAAAAGCGAACCGAGCCCGCGAAGGCGGAGCACGAAGAUCACGAGCAACGCGGACUCGACGGCGAGGCGAAAGCUGGUCGGGAGGAAAAGGCAGCGAAGGUGACGCCAACGGAAGGGAGGGACAAAGAGGUGGAGCGUUCUUUCGAUAGUGCCUCGCACGCAAAUCACCGAAAUGGAAAGGCAGAAGGAGGGAGACAAGAGGAAGAUGAGAAAGGAAAGGGUGAAAAGAAAGGGACGGAAGCAGAGAGAGGAGUGGACGGCGCCUCGCAGGCGGAAAGGACCGGGGUGUUGUCCGCGGUCCUUGGUAGUCGCGUGACGCCAGAAGAGGAAAAUGAACAGGAACAGCCAAGGCUUCCGACACCCGCGAGUUCAGGCUGA
Molecule: messenger RNA, 5226 nt
Organism: Neospora caninum
Lineage: Eukaryota; Apicomplexa; Conoidasida; Eucoccidiorida; Sarcocystidae
Exons: 8
Coding region: 1-5226 (1741 amino acids)
Source: RefSeq, a predicted model, not a curated record